AUGCGUUUUGAGAACGCGUUUUUUUCGCAGAAAUUUACGCCAUGGGAGAUACAAGCAAUAAAUAAUGUACCAUCAUUUUUAUUAAGUAACGAUGUUUGUGCCGUUAUAGAACUCGAUAUUGAUUCAAAAGAACUUGAUGAAUUAAGACAAAAAAUUUCAUUUUCUUGUCGAGACGGCACAUGUCGUGUUAAAGUUGGUAUUAAAAAUGACUUCAAAUAUUUAAAAAGAUUGUUAUUAUCGAAACUAGAAGAAAAUGGUAAAAUAAAGCCAAGACAAAAACAAACAACAACAAAAAUUUAUUCAACACCAUCAGUAUUAACAAAAGAAAAUCAUGUUGAAUUCAUACAUACUUCAAUAAAGAAAUGGGUUGAAGAUACCAAAGAAAAUGUGAAUUUGGAUAACUUAGAAUUAAAGCCAGGUGCUGAUUAUACACUAACAAUAACUGAUAAUGAUAAUGAUCUUGAAGGUUCAAUAAGAUGUAAGUGUGGUGUUAAAAUAAAAUUAAGGAAAAGAGAUGGUAAAUUUCAAAUUACCAAUUUUUACAAACAUUUAAGAUCCUUAACAUGUUCUAUGAUAAAAGAAAAAAAGAAUCAUAGUCAACAACAUCAAAUGUUGCAUAAUAUUAUCGAUAAUAAUAAUUAUGACGUCGAAAAUAAUAACAAUUAUCAAACGACAGAUUCUUUACCAGCAACACCACAACAAUCAUUAUCACAAACAUUUUGA
Messenger RNA from Rotaria sp. Silwood1, 723 nucleotides. The record is from the annotation of a GenBank genome assembly. Lineage: Eukaryota; Metazoa; Rotifera; Eurotatoria; Philodinida; Philodinidae.